AUGACGAUGUUAAAAUAUGCUUCCUUACUAACUAUCUUGGGAAUGAGCUGUGCUCUCCCAUCCAACGUCCUACAAGGUCCCAGUCCAGCUCUGGAGCCGAGGGCAGCGUGUACCCCUACUGCUGGAGGAAGCUCAUCUAUUGAUGACACCCCGGCAAUUGCCUCUGCUAUAUCGUCAUGUGGCAACGGAGGAACGAUCGUCAUUCCUGCCGAUACAACCUACUACUUGAACACAUACCUAGACUUCAGCGGCUGCUCCGGAUGCGAUUUUCAAGUCGAAGGCCUUCUUAAAUUUUCUAGUGACACUGAUUACUGGGAAGGAAAGACAGCCAUGAUCAAUGUUGAGGAUAUCGAUGGUCUUCAAAUACGCUCAUUGACUGGAUCUGGCGUGAUUGAUGGCAAUGGACAGGAUGCAUGGGAUCUAUUUGCUUCAGACAGUAGCUACGCACGACCCACUCUUCUGUACAUAACAGGAGGAAGUGAUAUUACUAUCAGCGGUUUUCGCCAGAAGAACCCCCCUAAUGUUUUCAACUCUAUAAAAGGGGGUACGACCAACGUGGACUUCUCCGACUUGGAAAUGGAUGCCAAGUCAAACUCGGAUAAUCUACCAAAAAACACAGACGGAUUCGACAUUGGCGAAAGUAUUUAUGUCUCUAUCAGCAAUGUCAAAGUCACAAACGAUGACGACUGCGUGGCUUUUAAACCCAGUUCCAACUACGUUACGAUUGAUACGAUCACCUGCAUUGGCUCUCACGGUAUAUCUGUGGGAUCACUGGGGAAAUCUAGCAGUGAUACUGUGCAGAAUGUCUAUGUAAAGGAUGCGACUAUGGUAAACUCAACGAAAGCAGCCGGUAUUAAAACUUACCCAACUGGUGGUAGUCAUGGGCUUUCCACUGUUAAAAAUGUGACAUUUACCGGAUUCACCGUGGAGAACUGCGACUACGCGAUUCAAAUACAAAGUUGCUAUGGUGAAGAUGCCAGCUAUUGUGAAGAAUACAACAAUGAUGCCGUCCUGACGAGUAUUGUAUUCGAUAGUUUCAGCGGUACUACGAGUAGUGCGUAUGAACCUGUGACUGGAAAUCUAGACUGUGGGUCAGACGGAACCUGUGAUAUCACGGUAUCGAGUUAUACGGUGGUUGCACCAACUGGUGAAGGGGAGGUACAAUGUGCGAAUACUCCAAGUUUGGGAGUGACCUGUGUGUCUGGCGCUUCUGGUUGA
Molecule: messenger RNA, 1218 nt
Organism: Talaromyces rugulosus
Lineage: Eukaryota; Fungi; Ascomycota; Eurotiomycetes; Eurotiales; Trichocomaceae
Exons: 2
Coding region: 1-1218 (405 amino acids)
Biological process (GO): carbohydrate metabolic process
Molecular function (GO): polygalacturonase activity
Source: RefSeq, a predicted model, not a curated record